Messenger RNA from Tremella mesenterica DSM 1558, 2595 nucleotides. RefSeq lists its product as uncharacterized. Gene Ontology annotation, cellular component: cytoplasm. Bases 1 to 2595 code for a protein of 864 amino acids. The record is from RefSeq and is a predicted model, not a curated record. Gene Ontology annotation, biological process: proteasome-mediated ubiquitin-dependent protein catabolic process; regulation of proteolysis. The transcript has 5 exons. Gene Ontology annotation, molecular function: ubiquitin protein ligase binding. Lineage: Eukaryota; Fungi; Basidiomycota; Tremellomycetes; Tremellales; Tremellaceae.
AUGUCUUCCCCUCAAACAUCAAGAAGGUCCACAUCAACACUAUCCACUUCCAUAUCUCAACCAUCACUCAUCACUCAAUCUCACUCUCACGCCACACGCUUCCUCAAUUCCAGAACACCCACACCUUCUUCAAGAAGACGAGAAGUCACUCUUUCCGGUGAAUACGUACCUGGUUCUGGUUUCAUGGUAGGAAGAGGUACAAGAUCUGGUACAUCUGGAACAGGAACCGGUUUAACAUCCAAUAGUACUACUGUUCAUACUACUGGUACAGGAAGUGAUAUAAACCCUUUUGACGACGGAUUACAUCUUGCCAGUGUGAUAGGGAAACAUGAAUGGGAGAUUAGAGGAGUGGAAGAAUUAAGAAGGUAUUUAGAAGAUGAUGUUAUUGAAGGAGCAAAUGAAGAUAGGGAAGAAGAAAGUGAUGAAAUACCUAGGAUAUUACAAGCUGGUGUUAUGAUGAAAGAUGAUUUACAUAGGUUAGAUUUAGCUAGAACUCUUAUUCAACCUUCCCCUCAAUCAGAUAUCGAAACUCCCUUUCGUCCUAUACCAGGUAAAACUCUUUCUCUAUAUAUAAAAUCCUGCGCUAUGGAUAAAAUCAAAUACGAUGGUAUUUUCACAGUUUCGAUUUUCGUCGGUAUCUCUCCUCCUGGACGUAAUACAGGACAAAGAUAUUCACCUAGAGAAUGGUUAUGGACUUCAGAAACAGAAUGGGAUUUUUCAGUUUCAACAGAUUUAUACGAGUUGGUAUUACCACCUUUAUCGACUUUAUUAAGUCAAUUGGAAGAGUAUACAUUUAAGCAAAAUAUCAAUCAACCUUCUGGAAAUAUCUCUAAUGUUCAUUCUGAAGAAUAUUCAAAAGGAUCACAAGAUUCCUCAACACCACGUUCGGAUGUCUUUCCGAAAGAUAUUCAAAAUCAAGCUUUUAAUACGAGCACGAGUGUCGAGGAAGGGAAAGAUACUUUGGUUUUAGUUGUUCAAAUUGAAAGUCCACCAAGAUCAACGGUGACACCUACGAAAUCUCAAGUGGAAGUUCCUACCGAUAUGAUUAUGGCAUUAGGAGAAUUGUUAGAUACUACUCCUUGUGACGUUCGAUUCGUUUGUGCGGAACAUAUCCUUAAUCCAGGUGUAUCCAGGGAUUCUGGGGUUGUUCAAGGACAUUUACAUGGACUACAUGAUAGUCUGGAUCGGGUUGGAGAUGUUAUUGGAGGGGAUUCUUCUAAUGCUAGGGUCAUUGGAGGGGAUGGGGAAGAAACAGAAACAGAAACACGAGAAGAACCUAAAUUGUUAUCUCGGAAAAGAACAAUCUACGCACAUUCGGCCAUUCUUAAAGCCAGGAGCGAAUAUUUCCGUGAUCUUCUAACUGGAGGUUUUUCUGAAGCACAGGACAAAGAUUCGAAAUCAGAAGGUAUCACAACGUUGGUAAUGUUGGAAGAAGAGUUUGAGACUGUUUAUUGGAUGUUAAGAAGUGUUAAUGAUAGAUUCAUCUACACCAACUCUCUCCUCUUUUCCCCAUUUGACGAUCCAAGAACUAUCAUGUCACUUCGAGAUAUCGACACUUCACAAUUAUCUAUCCUCCUCUCUCCUACAUCUCCAUCUUCAUAUACUUCUUUCAAUCCAUGGAUAUUCCAACAUCUUCCUUCUCAACCAGAACCAAAUGUAGAAGAACAAGAAGGAAACGAACAUGAAAAAGAUUUCGAUGCUAGAACGGUAUCAUCAAGUAGUACGACAUUAUCAAAUGUUCAUAAACCUGAUUCUAGUGAUAGAGCUCAAUCGGUAUUAUCACAUACUUCAAAAACUUCUAUCAAUUCUACCAAUUCUAGAAUAUCAAGGUUGAGUAAUGAAACAAAUGUGAAAAGUAUUUCUGGGUCAACAAUCUCAACUAAUUCGAAUUCGACUACUUCGACUACUUCUUCUGCUACACCAAGAAGAAUAGGGAAUGAUAAAUUGAAAGUUUCGACUAGAGGUAAAGAAGUUCAAAGUGCACACAGUCCAAAUAGACAAUUAAAUUCUCCAAAUAGAUCUUUGAAAUCGGGAUUAGGUGUGGGGACAACAAAAGGAUUAUCGGGAACCACUACGUCAAGUACUUUAAGUGGUAUAAGCGGUGUUAGUGGUAUGGCAGGUUUGGGAGGUAUGAGUGGAAUGGCUGGUGUGGGAGGUAUGAGCGGUAUGGCAGGUAUGGCAGGUGUGGGAGGUUUGAAUGGAUCGACAAGAGAAUUAGGAAAUAAACAAUCAAUACUCCAUCCAGACCCUAAUCCUCAUCCGACACCUCAACCUGGACCAGCAUCAGCAUUGAGGAUUUACAUGUUAGCACAUCGAUACAGACUUGAUAUGUUGGAAAGUUUAGCCAGAGAACAUUUGGUUGGACUUUUGAAUGUUGAUAAUGCCAUGGGAAUGUUAUUGGUCACUUAUCGAUAUGAAAUCCUUCAUCGUGAUAUCAGAGAAUACAUACUCGACCGUUGGUCCUCCGUCAAACGUUCCAAUGAAUAUUCGAAAUGUCUAGACGAAAUCCGUUCUGGUUUUUGGGGAGAUGAUGGUUGGCCAGCGUUCAGAGAGUUGGUAGAUGAAUUAGCUUCUUUGACCGAAUCGGAAGAAUGA